This is a messenger RNA of Hemicordylus capensis (graceful crag lizard), 10831 nucleotides long. Its product is annotated as N-acetyllactosaminide beta-1,6-N-acetylglucosaminyl-transferase-like. Bases 338 to 1570 code for a protein of 410 amino acids. The record is from RefSeq and is a predicted model, not a curated record. Gene Ontology annotation, molecular function: acetylglucosaminyltransferase activity. Gene Ontology annotation, biological process: transforming growth factor beta receptor signaling pathway. Gene Ontology annotation, cellular component: membrane. The transcript has 6 exons. Lineage: Eukaryota; Metazoa; Chordata; Lepidosauria; Squamata; Cordylidae.
ACCACUGAAUUUGGAGACACUAAAAGAGUCGGGCAGUGUUGUGCAGGCGAACGGGCGGGGUAAGCGGUUGCUCCUCUCGCUGGAGGCGCACUGAAUGUGGAUCGGUUGCAGCUACUGGAGGAAAACCGCUUCCUUAGCAACCAACGGAGUUAAAAGCGAUCUCCGGAAACUCUUGGUGCGGGGGACGAGCUGAAAGACCGGAGCGGCACAGAACAAGCGUCCAGCGGAGAAGUGAGUGGCAGGAAAGCUGAAUGAAUCCGUGCGAGGGCUGCGGGAGGAGUCUCUUGCCCCGGCAUUCAGUGCGCAAGAAAUAGCAUCUAUCGGUGUUCCGUGCACGAUGCUCUUUUGGAAACCCUCUUACAUCUUGGCCGUCCUUUUUCUGAGCGGCUUCACGGCUCUGCUGGUUUUGCGGCAUGGCCAGCCUCGAUCUUCCCGCAAACACCAGCAGCGGCAGCCCCAGCUAAAGAAGUCGUUUGGGGGAAGCGAUUUCCUCCGCGGAGCUUGCGAUGCUUUGGCAAAGGAGAGGAAAGCGUUUGUUUGGGGAAACCAUCUCCAGACGUCUUUUGAGAGAUGCGCUACUUGCCAAGAUUGCCUGAUCGACAAUCACUACCUCACCAGAACCCUUUCCGCAGAAGAAGCCGCUUUCCCUAUCGCCUACGUCGUGACCCUCCACAAAGAUCUGGAUACUUUUGAACGCAUCUUCAGGGCCUUUUAUGCCCCUCACAACGUGUACUGUCUCCACGUGGAUGAGAAGGCGCCUGCAGCCUUCAAGCAGCAAGUGGAGAAACUGGUGAAGUGUUUUCCCAAUGCCUUUCUUGUGUCCAAAGCUGAGCCUGUCAUUUAUGCGGGGAUCUCUAGACUUCAGGCCGAUUUGAACUGCAUGAAGGACCUCCUGCAACCUGGGAUUCGGUGGAAGUAUGUCCUCAACAUGUGUGGGCAGGACUUCCCUCUGAAAACCAACAAGGAAAUUGUCCAGUACCUGAAAGGGUGUAAAGGGAAAAAUAUCACUCCUGGCAUCCUCCCUCCAGCUGCUAUGACUGUAAGAACCAAAUAUGUUUACAAGGAGCAUAUAGCCAAAGAGGCAUCUCACAUGCAAAGAACCAUGUUGGCAAAGUCACCCCCACCUCACAACCUGACCAUCUACUUUGGCACAGCUUAUGUUGCCCUCUCAAGGCCCUUUGUGAAGUUUCUGUUCAGUGACAAGCGGGCCCUUGAUCUGCUGGAGUGGUCCAAAGACACCUACAGUCCAGACGAACAUUUUUGGGUGACACUCAAUAGAAUCCCAGGUGUCCCUGGUUCCAUGCCAAAUGCUUCAUGGGAAGGUAAUCUGAGAGCUAUUAAGUGGAGUGAUAUGAAGAAACUACAUGGAGGCUGUCAUGGUCAUUAUGUCAGAGACAUUUGCAUCUAUGGAACUGGUGACCUGAAGUGGCUGUUAAACUCCCCAAGCCUAUUUGCUAACAAAUUUGAACUCAAAACAUACCCGCCUACUGUGGAAUGCCUAGAGCUAAGACUUCGGGAAAGAGCACUAAACCAGAGUGAGGUACCAGUGCAGCCAAGUUGGUACCUUUAGUUUUAAAAAAAAAGAAAGUGGCUUGCUUUAAGCUGGCAAUUGGGAACAAUAAUGCAGAACCAAUAUUUUGGAAGAACCAUUUCCCCUUGAAGACUUGCAUUUUUAGGAUAUGCAAUACGGGUAAUCUUUACAAGACCUUGAAAACAUUUGCACUGAGGCUGAAACAAGAACUUGGAGCCAUCUGAGCAUUAGUUGCACCUUCUUGGAAUUUUUUAAAUUAUAAAUAUUUUUUUUAGGUUUGCAUCCCAUUUUAGAAAGGUUUUAUCAUAUUUCUUCAAGCAAUCAGGUAUUAUUUGUUAGAUCUGUAUUUGUACUGAAGGUCCUGUGAAGAAAAAAGUAGAAGCCCCCAGAUCCAUUCUUCUUUCAUGUGUUCUGAUGUCCGUAUAAACACAUUUUGGUUUGUUUUUGAGUGAUGGGAUUCGACAGAUCUGAGCUAAUCAUUGCAGAAAGAUAUAAUCAGUUACCAGUUCUGAUUAAUUGUGUGAAAGACAGUGAAUUAAAAUGUCAAGCUGCUUGCAUUAGAUCCUGGACAUUGCUAGUAUCAGACCUCAUCAAGAUUAGUUAAGAUGGAUUAUUUGAAUGUACAGCAUCAUGUUAGAGGAUCCCUUGAUGGGGCCAUCUUGGAACUCAACUGACUAGCUGGACACUUCAUUCAGCUUCUACCUGCAUGCAAACACUGUAUUUGUUACUUUAUCAACCAAUAACAAUAAUGAAUAAUAAUAAUAAACUGUAUUUGUUAGCUGCCUCAUAACAAAUAGAUCUCUGGGUGGCUCACAAUAACACAAUGGUUAAAAAAAUCCAAUAAAAACACAGAAAACAAUAUGAACAAAUUAAAAUACAAAAUGCAGAACAAAACAUUUUAAUUUAAAACAAACAAGGCCUGAAGUUUAACAGUGCAACUCCAUAUGAAUAACCAGGGCUCUUCCAGCAUCAGCAGUGGGAGGAGAGAGGGCCCUGUGUACUAGUGGAGUUCCAUCUCCUUGGCUUAACUAUGGGCAUUGCUAGGCAUGGGUGAUUGUGCUUUGGAUCACAAUAGAAAAGCAAAAAUAGAACAAAAUGGAGACUGGAAGAAGGUUUCUGUUGGACCAUUUGCAUGCUUAUGCUUUGGCCAUAUUUGGCUUGGCUGCUUAAUGGUGCUAAAAUCAUAAGAGGAAACCUCAAUGUGCACAAAAACUAUUGAAGGUAUUUGGACUCAACAUGCUCUUGGAUCAAGAGACUCUUCCAUGGGGCAACGAAAUCAGUGGCUGACAUACCACAAUAGACUAAUUCAGCCCAGUAACACUGCAGGCCUGCAAAUCACACAAAUGGCAUUACACAAGAGCAACCCUAUUGGGAAUAAUGGGCUAGAGUGAUAUUAUUUAUGCAAUUUCCCCAUUUGUACAGUUGCGCAACUUGCAUGUAUGCAACAUGGCAGGCUGACUUACCCUUGUGCAAUCAGCUCUGAUACCUUUGUGUAUCAGCCAGCUUCAUUAGACAAACGUUUUAAUGAUCUUACACAACUUUACUUUAGAGAUUUCUUUCUACUGCUCUUCAGAAAUCAUUUCUGCACAUCAUCUACAUUUCCACCCCAUAUAAAAUCUGAAAAGGUGAUAGCAAUGUGUACUGAAGGUCCUGUGAAGAAAAAAGUAGAAGCCCCCAGAUCCAUUCUUCUUUCAUGUGUUCUGAUGUCCGUAUAAACACAUUUUGGUUUGCUUUUGAGUGAUGGGAUUCGACAGAUCUGAGCUAAUCAUUGCAGAAAGAUAAAUCAGUGCAUAAUGCCCACCAGCUGUUCCUUGGUAUCCACUAUAUUCACGCAAAUGAUAUGCAAAAUAUGGGGUUAACUGGUUUGUCAAUAAAAUACCCACAUUCACAGCAGUUCUCCAGCUCAUGAGAUUUUCCCAUUUGGGCCCCUGGGGUUCAAGACAUUGCAUAUGCCUCAGUUAUGGUCUGUCUACUGUUGUACACUGAUUGAAUUGAAAAUGUACUUUUUCCUUCCAAGCAAAAACAUUUGCAGCUAUCCAUUGAGGGUAGAAGGCUACUAGCUGUAUUUUUUACAGUGAAGUGCAAUCAUUUCUCAUUAAACGAAUGAAAAAGAACACUAAAUCAACAGACUACAAGGAAUGUCCUUUGCUACAAAUUGCACUAAGGUUGUCAGCUUUACAGCUGGCCUUCUGGCUGUGCUUUUAACAACAAAAUUUUGCAGAUUUUAGUGGGUGAUGAUGUGUUUACCUGCAUGCUGUGAGAAGCUUCACGACACGUGGUUAUUUCUGCUUAUCAAGCUGCUGUUAAAGGCACAAAAACAGACCACUAGCCUUCCUCGCCCCCACCCCCCAGUUAGUUGGCAAACCUAGAUUGCUGCAUGAAUAAAAUAUGGAAGACGGGUUCCACUCUCUUAAUAAUGUGCCAAAGAACAAGGAGAUUUGCUCUAUGUAUAGCAGCAACUAUCCCACUUGUGGGAUAUGGACUCUAACAUGAAAGUGUGUAGCUGCCAGAAAAUCAUGAGACUCCAACUUUCUCUCUCUUUCUUUUAUAUGUUUGAAAAAACACCAUUUAUGAGCUAGAACAUACAACCAAAGAUCAGUUACACAACCUGGAUAUAUGUUGGUUAAAUUAAAUAAAAUUUAUCUAUAUCUCUGUAUAUCGCUUGUCAAAACAAUUGCACAAACAUAGGAGCAACAUAAAAGUAUAAGAUCAGCCCUCCUGGAUCAGGCCCAAGGCCUAUCUAGUCCAGCAUCCUAUUUCCCAUGUGGCCCACCAGAUGCCACUGGGAAGCCCACCAGCAAGAGAUGAAGGAACACCCCUCCCCUACUGUUGCUCCCAUAUAGCCACCAAGAUUAGUAACCAUUGAUAGACUUGUCUACCAUGAAUUUGUCUGCUUCUUGUAAAGCCAUCUAAGCUGGUGGCCAUAAUAAAUAAUAAAUACUGAACUGAAAACACAAUGUUCAAGAUAGUGCACAGAUCAAGCAGCCAAACUUUUCAAUCCCUCCUUACUGCGGAGAAAAUUCAGAAAAUACAGAAAUCAGGUGAAACAGUGAACAGGAUUUUUGUACCUUAACAGUUAGGUAGCAAGUAUGAAUUUCAGCAGGAGCAGUUUGUCAUGAAAGAGAGAGAAAGGUUGUACCUGCAAAAUCCUCUGAGUUAACAACAUUUUAUAUACCACUUUUCAUCAAAAGUUUCCAAAGAGGUUUAUACAGAGAUUUUUUUAUCUGGAACAAUUAGUGGGUGUAGAACUUUGUCUUACAAGCUGCUGUUAGAUGAUAGGAGCAAGCCAGGUUGGGUUCUGUUUUUCCUGGACAAUCGGAAUGUUUGUGGACUAUUUUGGAAUUCUGUUUUGUUUCUCACCAGGAACCCAGAGCUAAGAGGUGAUACCAACAUCGAUCAUCUGGUUGGCAGAUGGGAAGGGUAAAGCAAUGCUUAGGGGUAGACUGGAACUCAUUUCUACCUCUUCCACUAAUAGGAGAUCAAAGCUGACAGUGCUCAUUACUUAACAACUUCACAUGCAUCAUAGAAGCACUCAUGUGCAAUCCAGGUUGCAGACUGCAACCCAGAGAAUACGGAAAGAACACUGGAGACAAUAUGAAGCCUAGUGGAACUCCAAGCAGUAGCUCUCACUUUUGCAGAGCAACAGUCUCCAAGUGACACCAUCUGGGAUCUACCUGAGAGCUUGUUCUUCAUAUAAUCUCUUCCUAAGAAAAACAGAUAUCAAACAGCAGGGAAUGUAAAACAGUAUUGGGCAAAGGCUGUCAGCAAUCUAAGAAGACCGAGUCGAGUCUGGGACAAUAGCACCGCAUCAUCCGCGUACAGCAACACUGGCACACGAAUGUCAGCCAAUUUUGGGGUGUGUGAAUCUAUCUUUUCUAGGCACUGCGCUAAAUCAUUGAUAAAAAAAUUAAAGAAGGUAGGGGCCAGAACACAACCCUGCCUGACCCCACGAAUGACGGAAAUUGGAUCAGUUAAUGCCCCAUUAGGAGCAUAUCUGACUCGGAUAGAGGAAUCGACAUGGAGCUGCAUAAUCAAAAACAACAGUCUUUUGUCCAUCGAGGACUUCCCAAGCUUAGACCAUAAUAAUUCCCUAGAAAUAAGGUCAAAAGCAGCUUUUUAAUCCAUGAAAGCUGCAAAAAGUCUACCCUUGGGAGCACUAGAAUAUUUACAUGCAAGAUGGUUCAAAAUCAUGCAGUGGUCAAAUGUGGAACGACCAGCUCUGAAGCCUGCCUGUUCGAUCCCUAGGAUCUGCUGGUCAGAAAUCCAUGUUUCAAGUUUGGAUAACAGGUAGAGGGCAUAGACUUUGCCCACUACCGAAAGCAGGCUAAUGGGUCUGUAGUUAAACAGGUCAAAAUGAGAACCCCGUUUAAAAAUCGGAACCACUAUUGUUAUUCUCCACUUAGCAGGGAAGAUACCGGUACUGUUUAUUGAAGUAAACAGAUUAGCUAAGAUGGGGGCCCACCAUUCCACAUUGGCUAGCAAAACCUCAGGAAGAAUAGCAUCAGGACCUGGGGCUUUACCAGUUUUGAGACGGCUAAGCAAAUCUACUAUUUCAUCUGACCCAACCGGGGGCCAUAAGGGUAACACCUCAAAUGGAGGUGACGCAGAAAGCUGCGUGGGUUGAGCAUCAUUAUAAAGAGCAUAAAAGUGGGAUUCCCAUGUUUUAGCUGGAAUCCUACACAACAUAUUAGAAUGGUUUGUCACCGAAACAAUUUUCCAAAAAGCACAACUGUCUUUUUGGUUUGUAGCCAACAUUAACUUACCCCAGGUAUUUUUUAAUGCCUGAGUCUUGGCAGAUCUAAGGCUCCUUUUGUAGGCCUUCUUUAUCAAAAAAUAUGUUGGUGGAAGAUUGUGAUCUGAACUCGAUCUAUAAUCUCUAUAUAUGCCUUUCAACUGAUCACACAGCCUCCUGCAAUGCGGGUCAUACCAGUUAUUAGGUCGUUUCCCAUUAUGCACACAAGAAGGGUGUGGGUAGCUAAGGGUGAAAUCUUUUGAAUCAACAUACCUUCUAGGUCCUCAUAUGCAAUAAUUGCUUGUGGACCCGGUUGAUCUAGUACAAUUAAGUUAUACAAAUUACUUCCCUCAGGGGAAUCAUAUAAGGUAUUCAACUCAUUUUCAACUUUCUUUGACCACUUGAUUUUACAGCCCAGCUUAGCUGAUCUUUGCUCAUACAGACAAGGGAAAGGGGUAUCCCCCCUCACCCAAGGUAAUUCAAGACAAGUGAGCAUCGGGAGAUGGUCACUAAAGAUUUGCUCGCCCUCCUCAAAAGAUGUAACCUGGGGGAGCAGGGAGCGAGAAACCAAAGCGUAGUCGACUACACUACUCCCCCGCAAAGAAAUGAAUGUAUAUUCGCCUGGAAUAUCCGGCGAAAUAGUACCAUUUAAUAAUACCAGCUCAAACAUUCUAGCCAAGUGGAUCAGUUGAACUCCAGACCUAUUGAUAACUUGAUCUUUUGAUUGCCGGAUUGGUGCAGAAAAUCCCUCAAUGCAAUCCCCCCAGUUCCAUAAAUGAGAAGCCAUUAGAGCACUGUCAUCUGUACCGCAUCUAGAAUUGAAAUCACCCAUAAGGACGACCGCAGCAUGCGGGUACUUUAGUGUUGCUUCUAAUAUAUAUAGAUCUAAUUGUUGCCAAAUAUUAUUGGACAAACUGGAGGUUAGACCAGGAGGGAUAUAUACAUUAAACAGCAAAAUAUCCCUGCUUAGAUAUUUAAGGAGAAUAGUCAUAGCAUACGGAGGAAGAUCAGGCAAACGAAUAGAUUCGACAUUGAGGGCUAAUGAAACACAACAUGCCAGACCCGCCUUGGACCUUCCCUUAUUAUUAUCUGAAUGGGCUUUUAAUGCAUGAACAGUAUAGCCACUAAUAACCAAGUCUUCUUUGGACCAAGUCUCUUGAAACAUUAAAAUGUCCCAUUGUUGCAAGAAGGUGAUAAACUCCACAUCAGACCUUUUCCCAAGCCAUCCAGCUAUAUUCCAGCUAAGAAUUUUCCAAUCAGAUUGCCUACAGUUUGCAUUUGUUCCUCCAGUUCAGCACGGGGAUGUAAGUCAGAUGGAGUCUCUAUGGGUGGAGAUCUAGAGCCGCUUCCUGGCCUAGGUGUAGCCAACGGGGGAUACAUUGGUGUAAGAUUGAACUCUCCACCAGCAAAUAAGGCAGAAUCACCGAUCGACUUAUAAAAUCCCCGCCUAGGAGAACCUAGCAGACGAUGUCACUUCUGCACAGGAGGUUCUGCCAACUUUUCUAGGGCUCCACUUAUAUUUGUGGAGGGGAAAAAGAAAUUGGAGAUUUUAGUCUGCCUAAGAGUCUGCCUAAGAGAUCUAAAGUAGAGAUUUUAGGCAGAUUUUGGGCAGAUUUUAGUCUGCCUAAGAGAUCUAAAGUAGGUGGAGAUCUAAAGUAGGCAAGUUAUUCAAUUGAUUAGAGGGAGCAGCAGAGGUCUUCUCCAACAAUACAGGUCUCCCAUUAGCCUCCUCAGGCACCUUCUUUCUGUGCUUGCGAUUUUCUGCUAAAAUAUUCUCAAGAGAGAUUAGCUUCCUGAUAUUAGCCCAAAGUCCAUCCUUAAGAAGGGAUGGAUUAUUUAUUUCAAAAAUGCUAUCCUCAGCCCGGGAUCCCAAUGAGCUGGAAUUAGAAGGAAUAGAAGGGGAACAAAGGUUCUGGGACCCCAGAGUCAUCAAAGGAUCCUUCGAGUAUGGACCGCUCAGAUCCACUGGUUCGGGAGACUCCUCAUCCACCAAAAUCUGCAAGAAAUUAAAAUCUUCUGACAGUGUUCCAACUUCCAAAAUUGUCGUAAAAAAUAGAUCUUUGUAUUCAUCAGAAGGCGGGGGAAUCGGGCUAGGUGAAACAUGGCCAUCCAAAAUGGGGUCUCCGGACCAAAGGUCCUGAGGAGGAUUCUGCACCACAGAAGAGGAGUGUCUCCCUUGAAUUCCCUUCUGGGGAUUCUCUUUCCACGUAUGAAUCCACUCUGGCAAACUAGGGUUCACAGCCUUGUUAGGAGAAUUCAUCCAGUUCACAUCCAUGUCCACAACCUCCUCAAAGACCCUCGUUGGAGAAAUUUCCCACACAGCCAAAUGAUUCCUCAUUCUUAUCAGAGAUUGCGGGAUCAAGGCAUGAUCAAAUGUAAGCAGACAUUUAAGCGUAUGCACUUUAGAAGGGCUGAGUUCUGAAAACGACGUCAAAUCAAUGGCUUGUACAGGGAAGGCCAAAAUUUGAGCAAGAGACCUACAAAUCAGGGUUUUUGAAUACCACCUCUGGUGACUGGUUGAAUUCAAACAAAUAUCCAGAAUGAGUUGUUUGGGUUGGUAUAUUAACCGAGAUGUUCUCCCAUUCCCUCCAUAAUUAUGAUAUCCAGAAUGAACCGAAGAGGAGACCCCUCCACGAAUACUGAAGCCAGCAUAUGGUGGUAUUUGGUUUGUGUGUGGAGGCUGAAAUUCUGUCUGCACACUAGCAUCAACAGGCUGGUGGUUCUCCUUCAAACUUGUUGCUAUAGGGGCCCUGCAUUUAUCAUUUAAAACAGACUUAGAUAGUUUCUUCAAUUCCAAAGCCAGCUGGUCCAUUUGUUCUGAAACUCUAGAAAGGCGUUGGAAAAGAUAUUUCAAAGUUUCCAGCACUAAUAAAGCCAAAUUAGAGGAAAAAUCCUCACUGGGAUCGGGUAAGGACGCUUUCCUGGGAGUAGAGGGAGAUAAAUCAGCUGAGUCAUUCAAGAGUAUCAAAGAAGGCUCAUCCACUUCACUUAAAUUACUAACUGGAAUGGAAGAUUUGUAGCCUUCACACUUUGAUUCUGGACAACUCCCCACCGUGCUGCUUCUCAUUCCAGCACCUAAUUUAUCAAAAGCGUGAGUAUCCUCGAAAAUAGCUUCAGUACCUCUGCAAUUCAGCUUAAUUUCAUUCUGGGGUUGCUGCAGGUGUCCUGGUUGCUCACAGAGUAUAUCCUUCUCCACUUGGAAUGUUUGGUUUGCUUGAGAUGUAAAAACCUCUUCUCCCAGGGAGUCCCGAACUGAAGGUCUCUCUUCUAAUUGCUUAUUCAACUUUGUAGUUCGUUUGUUUUGCUUUCUUCUCAUGUUUCAAUUAAGGUUUCAAUCAUCUUAUCAGCUACAACGCUGACAAUAAAAUAAAAACAAACUAAAACAAAUAGUGAUUAAGAUAAGAAGUGGAGCAGAGAGAAUCAGUGUCCUGUCGGCCUCUAAGAGAGCCCUAAAAACUUACUUGUUUGACAUGGCCUUCCAAGAUUUUUAAAUUGUUUUUUAAGUGUUUUAAUUGGUUUUUAAUUGUUUGUAUAUUGUUUUGAACACUGUGUUUUAAAUGGUGUGUGUUUUUGUGUCCUUUUAAACUUGUUGUACACCACCCAGAGCCUUUGGAUGGGGCGAUUUAUAAAUGUAAUAAACAAAUAAUAAAACAAAUAAAUAAGAAUUUGAUAGACACAGAUGCCAUGGAUAUAUGAAAUUCUACUGAACAAAAUGAAAUUCUACAGAAUCAGAUGUCAAGUCCUGCAUCUGGGCAAUAAAAACCAAAUGUACAAGUACAGGAGGCCUGGUUUGGCAGCAGUCCAUGUGAAAGGGACGUAGGUGUCUUCAUGGACAACAAGUUGAAUAUUAGCUAACCGUGUGAUAUAGCUGCUAAAAAUGCAAAUGCAGUCUUAGGUUGCCUCAACACAAGUGCCCAAAUCAUGAAAAAUGAUCAUUCUGUUCUAUUCUGCGCUGGUCGGAUCUCACGUGGAACAUUGUGUCCAGUUCUGGACCCCAUAUUUCAAGAAGGAUGUUGAUAUACAUCAAUGGGUUCAGAGAAGAGCAACCAAGAUGGUGAAGGAUUUGGAAACCAAGUCCUAUGAGGAACAGUUGAACAGAUUGGAUAUGUUUAGCCUGGAGAAGAGCCUCUUCAAAUAUCUGAAGGACUGUCACAUAGAAAAAGAAACAGACGUGUUCUCUAUUGCUCCCAAGAGCAGGUAGAGUUGUUCCAUAAAAUCCAUUUUUGUCCAUGUUUCUCUUCUAUGUUACUUGUCAAGGAAUAAAAAGAAGCCCAUUUACUCUUCCCUUCUUCUCUGUUGGGAUUGAUGUGUACGUAUAUACAUUGUCUUGGUUCUCGCCACUGAUUUAUUGUAUGUAUCUCUGUAUAUAGAUUUGUGGUAGAGUUUAGAAUGUUCUCAUUCAUCCGUUCUGUAGAUUGAUGGGUCUGUUUGUAUUUCUUUCUAGGCGCUUGAGUGGUUUUUUUUUUGUUAGGAUGACCUUUCACUCCAAGUAGGACUGUUGUUUAUAAUGUGAUAAUAAUCAAGUAAUAAACCUUAGUGACUUUAUUCAAUAAACUUAACACGCCUCA